AUGGUUCCAGGCUUGGAUCAGAACUUGGAUUAUAAGUUGGAGCCCUGGAUGGAGCUGGAGACACAGUUGGUGUUGAACUUGGAACCGCUGAGGGUGAUCUACUCGGUGCAGCAGUCGGGUGGGUGGACGGAUGAUGCGCUCGGAGUCUCACUCGGAAUGCUUGAAGAAGGCAUUGUCGGUCUCGAGCUUGAAUCCUUUGUCGGAGUCGAUGUAGGAGUCCCAGAAAACAUUAAAUUGGGGCGAGCACUACUAGGACUUUCAGAUGGAAUGUUUGUAGCUUUCAACGAUGGGGUCAUAGAUGGACGAACCGUGCUUGGCAUCAUUGAUUGUUCAGCAGUUGGAAUGCCGGUCAGGGGUGGUGCCGGGCCUCCAGUUGGAGCCCGAGUCGGCACGAUUGAAGGCAAAGAUGUUGGAUGCCUACUCGGUUGCAUUGUUGGGAACUGA
Messenger RNA from Cylindrotheca closterium, 444 nucleotides. The record is from the annotation of a GenBank genome assembly. Lineage: Eukaryota; Bacillariophyta; Bacillariophyceae; Bacillariales; Bacillariaceae.